Messenger RNA from Caenorhabditis briggsae, 4392 nucleotides. RefSeq names its product Protein CBR-GEI-3 (gene Cbr-gei-3). NCBI's taxonomy places the organism in Eukaryota, Metazoa, Nematoda, Chromadorea, Rhabditida, Rhabditidae. The record is from RefSeq and is a predicted model, not a curated record. The transcript has 30 exons. Gene Ontology annotation, cellular component: nucleus. Gene Ontology annotation, molecular function: DNA-binding transcription factor activity, RNA polymerase II-specific; RNA polymerase II transcription regulatory region sequence-specific DNA binding. Gene Ontology annotation, biological process: regulation of transcription by RNA polymerase II. Bases 1 to 4392 code for a protein of 1463 amino acids.
AUGAUUGCAAAGUGCUGUUCAGACCAAAAAGAUGUUUCUUUCAAAAUUCAGAAAUCAACUAUUCCAGGAAGUUUGCAUAUCGUUCUUAAAAUCAUCUCGAUGGAAAAUCAAGAAGGCGGAUCUUCACAACAGAAAAUCCUGACAUACUCUGUCGCAAGCGAAGAGUCGAUCUUACAGAUUGCGGCCAUUCCGUCAUUGCUCCACCAACAAACGCUGCCGUCAGCGGCGGCUACAGCCUACAGAAGUCACGCGUCAGAAAGUCAAGAUGAGCUGUCCCCCACGAAUUCAUCGCAAGCGCCGACACCGGCUGGCCCGAUCAGCGCGUUCCGCUUCUCAUCCGCAUUUUUUAACCCUGAUAUUUUACGUAAUCUAAAUAUUCAGAAGUCCUCUCCACCAAAUCAACCUACAGAAGACGUUACACCUCCACAAGCAUCGCAAUCAUCAUCGGAUACCCCUACUGAGCCCCCACCACCACAUACAGUACCAUCAACAUCAAGGCCUAUCGUCAUCCAUAUAGCGCAUCCUAUCCCUUUAGCCCUUAACAACGAACUAUUAUCAAAUUCAAAUUCUGCAGUUGUUCUAGGAGACUGGAUAGGGUGUCGUGUGUUGGCACGCGUUCCUCCAGGUGUCUAUCAAACGGGCUACGUGAAACAGUCUUCCAAUAAUCGUAAUGUUCUGGUGCAGUUAGAUGAUGGGAGAGAGGCGAGAUAUGAAAAUAUAAUCCACGAGUUUAAUUUAACACUGGUGAUUGCUGAUCAGGCUCCAACUAUUGCAGAACUUACUCAAGUUAACGCUAAUCCACUUCUGGCGGUACGAUUACCAUUGGAGAGGUCAGAAUCUCUUUACCGAACUGCUCAACUUGUAAAACCGUGUGUUGAGAAAGAUGCAAAGUAUCUGGUGAGAGUCACAGGAGCUCCUUACGCUAGUCUUGUAAGUCGAGCUAACAUCAGAUUGCUUCGACCGCCCUGGUAUGAAGACUUGAUGCAAAAAACUAGCGGUACAUCAACAAACCCUUCAUCAAAAUCAGAAAAUGGUGGACGACGGAUAUCCAGAGAGAACACUUCCUUGUUGAUGACUCUACAACAACAACGUUCACAGUACUUUCAAAAUGUACCGUCCGUCUCCUCACCAACAUCAUCAAAUCAGGUAGUAGCGUUGUCCCCACCUGCUGGAACUGUCACUAUUAUCGAUCCCACGACACAGCCAGGUUCAUCUAAUCGAGAAUCAAGCUCGAAGACUGUGUCAGUGGAUUCGGACGAAGAGAUUCCUGGAUCUUCUAAUCAGGAUCAGUCGGCUGAACCGUCACCGAACCCAGCUGCACCUCGCUCAUUAUUCGUGAAUCCGUCACAGGAUUCGGAAAUAUUUGAAGGAGAUUCUGAAGGUCAGACGACGAGCGUGUUUCAGAACAUUACAGCGCCUGUAUGUGCGACAAAAGCGAUGUUAGAUCAGCAGCGUUUCAAAAAAGGCGAAAUCGUUACGACACAGUGCGGUAUUCGAAAAAAGUUCAAUGGCAAACAGUGGCGGCGUUUGUGUUCAAAGGAAGGUUGUAAUAAGGAAUCACAACGCAGAGGAUACUGCUCACGACAUCUGUCCCUCAAAAGUAAACCACCACACGGACAUCAUCUAGAACGGGGCUCACCUGGGAACAGUAAAUCAGAUCUGUUCCACCCGGAAUCAUCAGUUUUCUUGCAAAGCCCAUCAUCUUCUCGAGUGCCUACCACCGUCAACUCAACUGCUUUUUCUGGCAAAAUCAAUCCGUUAUCAGCACCAUCCACCCUCUUAUCGGAUAAAAAUUUGCCUCCUCAUUUCUCGAUCGAACGAGCUCAACAAAUUCAGCAACAGUUGAUGCAACUCGGAAACGUCAGAUUUGAAAAUCAGUUUCAGCAGAUCCAACAACUUUUGAUGCAGCAGGUACCACCAGGUCGACGACCUGACCUCCCACCGAUGACACAAGCUAACAACGUGUUCUGUCCUCCAUUGAGCCUACCAAACACCUCAGGAUUAUUCAAUUUGAAUCCAGCUCUUCUUUCUCAACUUACCGCUCCACUUAUUCAACAACAUGCUCAAGCUCUACUUCAGCAACAUAUGACCGCACAGAAUAAUCAAGUCAACAACAAUAAUAUUAAGCAAGAAAUCAAGGAAGAAGAGCCGGACGAGGAUGACGAUGAUAUUAUUGGAAGCGACAACGUCAGUUAUUGUCAAAAGACAGAAGAGCGUUCGGACGAUGAUGAUGAUGAAAGCUCAGGAGGAGGAGGCGGCGGUCUCGCGUCAACAGGAUCCACAAAUCCAAACGGGUCUAGUUCAAAUUUUGCAAUUCACUCCGCUCCAACUGGUCAAUCCAACGUAGCAGCACCAGAAGAUCACAAUCGCACCCAGAAGAGUAACUCGCGAGAUUCAAGUGCAGAACUGACUGGUUACGACAUGUCUGAUGUUCUAUCAGUGGAGACCAACUCAGCUGGUCCACCGUCACUUCCGUCACAGCCAUCAUCAGCCUCAAUCGGCAGCAGUGUAAACUCAGCGUUCCGAUCACCAGUGAAAAUUGAGCCAAAAGAUGACUAUGAGCAGUUGCCAAUAAAAGAAAUGAUUGAAGUCAAGCGAGAGGUUUUUCUGAAGGCGAAGGAGAGACGACGUUCUAAAACUACAACAGUCAUCCCACGCGUUCGUCGCCCGAUGAAUGCGUUCAUGCUGUUCUCAAAACGUCACCGCCCGCUGGUCCACCAAGAAAACCCAAACAAGGAUAAUCGAACAGUGUCCAAAGUUUUGGGUCAAAUGUGGUACUCCUUGACGCCUGCUGAAAAAGCGGAAUAUCAUAGCCUCGCCCUUUUAAUCAAACAAGCCCACUACAAAGCCAAUCCCGACUGGAGAUGGAGUACCAAGGAGAAAAAGAAAGCCAAGUCCGAGUCACUGCACUCAACACCUAUCGCAGUUACUCCGCAAAAAAACAAGAUCUUUGAUUUUGACUUCCGCCAAUCUGAUGAUCUAGCCAAGUCCUUUGUCGAUGGCACAGCGAUGCUCAGCCCAAUGACCCCAAUGACACCUGGAGCAUCAGUGUUCAGACACUUGUCUUCUUCACGUGACCCUCUCCAGCCCGCUCCAUCAUGCUUCGACUUUGCUUCAUUGUUGAGUCCGAGUCUGUCGGCCACAUCUGCGAACACUCCCAGUUUUUCCGGAUCGCCAGCUCUAUCUUCAUUUUCAUUGGAUUUUGAGAGGUUCCGCCAAGGAACUAAUGGGAGGUACCCCAACGUCUUCAACCCGGCAAUGAUGAGUUCACUGGUCAACUCGUCAACACCGCUAUUGCCCAUGUACGGCAGUACCCCAACAGCUGACACAUCCUCAUUCUACUCGCCCACUGCGUCUGCAUUCCGCGUUCUGAAUCCCACAAUCUCCUCUCUUAUUGGUGGCUUCUCGUCAGCCGACUCUGUCACGUCUCCACUUCUGAACAUCACACCAACAAUGACGAUGAAGCUUCCUCGACACCAUCCCAAUUUUGCCAAUGAAACUCCACUGGUAGCUCCUGAUGCGGAAGUUGUCGCUGCUGCCCUACCAUCAGCUCCAUCAUCAGCUCCAGCAGCAGAGCCAGAACCCGUUCCAGCAGCUCCCGUUGAAGAGCCAGUGGCAGUUCCAACCCCAUCUCUUCUGCCAACUAUCGUCCGCCCAACUCCAAUUCCAACAGCUCAGUUUUUGGCUCCAACUACUCCAGCGUUCAUUCUCCAACCAACACCAGCCCAACUUGGAAUGAAGCGAAACAAGCGUCCUCGUCCUCUUGAGAUAGACACCGAUGAAGGUCUUUCUGCGUGGAAGAUGUUCAAACGCGACGACAAACAGAUGGACAAAGUUCUUGACGGCGUUGGGUUCACCACAAGGUUUGCGCAGCUUCCGGAAUUUACGCCAAAGAUCUACAGUGAAAUUCCGUCGUCCCCAAAUUUGCCAACUGCCGCAUUCAAGACCCCGGGAGAGGGAACUUUCUUCUUCGGAGCCAAUUUCAAUGCCGAGGCGAUUGCCAAAGGAGAAAGCCUCACACCACUCUCUGCUUCUACUCCAGUGACCCCAGCUGUCAAGUCGGUCCCAACUACUCCAAUGUUCGGCGAGAGAUCUAGCAUGAAGAAGUUGUUGGAGGAGCGCAGAAAGUUGGUUGCCGAUUUUCUCCGGGAAGAGGGACUUUUUCCAGACAAUGACGUAAUUUUCAAAUUUCAAGAAGACCACGAAGAUGUGUUCCCAAGUCGUAUGGCUUUGAUUCUCAAAAUCCGUGAAGUUCGUCAGCGCAAGAUGGCGACCAAUCAAGGACCAUUAAACUGCAAUUCUAACCUUGACACCAUCAUCGCCGCCAUCUUUGACAAGUAUCCACUCGACGCAUCUUGCUACACUCCAACGGUCAACGAAAUUACUGUAUAA